This is a messenger RNA of Fundulus heteroclitus (mummichog), 1306 nucleotides long. It is a transcript of the gene ucp2, whose product is annotated as uncoupling protein 2. Gene Ontology annotation, biological process: response to cold; mitochondrial transmembrane transport; adaptive thermogenesis. The record is from RefSeq and is a predicted model, not a curated record. Gene Ontology annotation, molecular function: oxidative phosphorylation uncoupler activity. The coding region runs from base 368 to 1306 and encodes 312 amino acids. Gene Ontology annotation, cellular component: mitochondrial membrane. The transcript is spliced from 8 exons. Lineage: Eukaryota; Metazoa; Chordata; Actinopteri; Cyprinodontiformes; Fundulidae.
CUCUCUCCCUCGUUCGCUCUUUCUUCCCCCCACACUACAGCACUUUUCCCCAUUCAUCACUUCAGAUACAACGGCCCGCUUGGACAGUAUCACCUAAAGACGUUUUUUUAAUCUUGACUGAUCAUAUAAAAAGGACCUGGAGUAUGAUUUUAAUUGUCGUCAUUUCUGCAAGAUCUUCUAUGGGAAAACAGGGAAACCAGUUUAUAGCUGGGACAAAGUUUAGCCAAAGGGACACCUUCAGAGAAUCCUGAUCUUCUGUGUUUCUGCCCCACUGACUGCUCCAGUAAAGACUUUUUGGCUGAGAUAAUUGAUAAUUAAAAAAAGAUACUCUUGGAUCUUAGUUAUAUUCCAAAGAAAACUGGGGAAAAUGGUCGGACUCCGACCUGCCGAUGUGCCUCCAACAGCGGCGGUGAAGUUUGUGGGUGCUGGGACUGCAGCCUGCAUUGCUGACCUGCUCACCUUUCCCCUGGACACGGCCAAAGUACGGCUGCAGGUCCAAGGAGAGGCCAGCGUCUCUGAAGCGUUGGGAAAAGCUCCUGCAGUGAAGUAUCGGGGUGUGUUUGGGACCAUAAUCACAAUAGUGCGCACGGAGGGGCCCCGGAGCCUUUACAGCGGGCUGGUGGCAGGACUCCAGAGACAGAUGAGCUUUGCCUCUGUCCGCAUCGGUCUCUAUGACUCCUUUAAACAGUUCUACACUAAAGGAUCUGAUCACGCGGGCAUCGGCAGUCGGCUGCUCGCCGGAUGCACCACAGGCGGCAUGGCUGUGGCUCUGGCUCAGCCCACAGAUGUGGUGAAAGUCCGAUUUCAAGCACAGGCCAGGUCUCAUGAGCACGCGAGACGCUACUGUGGCACAAUUGAUGCCUAUAAGACCAUCGCUAAGGAGGAAGGCAUCCGUGGUCUCUGGAAAGGCACAGGUCCAAACAUUGCACGCAACGCUAUCGUUAACUGCACAGAACUAGUGACAUACGACUUCAUUAAGGAUUUGCUCCUCACGUCCACUCCCAUGUCUGACAACCUGCCUUGCCACUUCGUGUCAGCCUUUGGUGCCGGGCUAUGCACGACUGUGAUCGCUUCCCCGGUGGAUGUGGUCAAAACGAGAUAUAUGAACUCGGCCCUCGGCCAGUACAGCGGCGUCCUCAGCUGUGCUGCUGCCAUGAUGACCAAAGAAGGCCCGCUGGCCUUUUAUAAGGGCUUCAUGCCAUCGUUCCUACGGCUGGGCACUUGGAACGUGAUCAUGUUCGUCACAUACGAGCAGCUGAAGCGAGCUUUGAUGGCAGCGAAUCACAGCCGCACAACUUUAUUAUAA